This is a messenger RNA of Suillus clintonianus, 7476 nucleotides long. RefSeq lists its product as uncharacterized. Bases 288 to 7289 code for a protein of 2333 amino acids. Gene Ontology annotation, molecular function: GTP binding; GTPase activity. Lineage: Eukaryota; Fungi; Basidiomycota; Agaricomycetes; Boletales; Suillaceae. The transcript is spliced from 44 exons. The record is from RefSeq and is a predicted model, not a curated record.
CGGAUACGUUAGAAUCCAACUUUAACUAUUAACGCCAACUUGAAUACAAUUCAAGCUGGCUAUCCCCAUCAUUCCCAAGGUUGACCAGCUCGAGCGCCGUAGCCCAAACGUUUACGAUGAUAUCGUGUGCAGUGUGCACUCGCUGACCUUUAUCAUCAUAUUCCAAAGGCUAGGGUAGGUCGGUGGCUGAGGCGCUGACUGAGCCUAGACUCCAAGGCACUUGGCGGCACCGCCAACUAUAAAGGAGGCGAUACCAGGUUCUUUGUUCUUCACAUUCAUCCACCAUCAUGUACGGAUCGUAUGAACCACCAGGAAUGUUCCCGGUCAGCGCCAGUGACACUCAACCCUUCAAGCAGGAGACAAACCGUGACAAAGGGAAAGGAGUCGAUCGAUCAGUCGAUCUCGGCGAUAAAAGUUUGAAUCGUUUUGCCCAGGGCUCUCAUUCCCGUGCAUCUGCCCCAUCGAUCACCAUAGACGAGAUGGACGAUGACUCGGAUGAUGAGCCCUUGGCAUCACAAGUACUCUCAGCGUUGAAAGGUGAAGGUGAUCAAUCAGGUUCGACAGACGCUACCAUGAUGUCUGAGGAUUCGGAUAAUGACGACAUCUAUCAAUCUGUAAGAUCCGAUGUUGUAGAGGACUUCAUGGACGUGGAAGAUUCCUCUCCGCAUAGUGAUGCUCGCGACCUUGCUCAGUCGAUUGAUGGGAUGUAUAGGGUUCUAGAUUUGAUCAGUGAGCGAGGGAGUGGUGGGCUAGUGGACAAGGUUAUUAUAGCGCAAGAUUCACUUCGUGCAUUUAUCAACAGUGUUUGUCCGGGCACAUACGUGUCCAUGACGAAAGUAAACUUCACCGCGCUAGACCGCUUCAUCGUGAAGCCCGUUGGCGUGUACGGGAGUAAGGGUGAAAUUGUGCGACUCCUGUCAUCUCUGGGUGUCGUCGACGAACAAAUCGCCAAACAGCUGAUUGCGAACCAACGUGAUUCAAGUGUUUCAAUGCCGAGUCUUCGUUCUGGACUGUACAUUGUUCGUACAGCCUGCGAGGCUACACCUGACCAACAGCUUUUCCUCAUCUACUGGCCAGAGGAUUCGACAUGGGAUGACUCAGCUCCUUCGUCUGUGAGACGCAACCGCGUGACCUUCAUGAGAUAUCUCAUGAAAAUGUGCGAUCAGGUCAUAGCGCUCAUUUCCUCGGAGCAUGCUCAAUCGAUUGUAUGGAAUGACCAAGAAAGCGAAGACGCCGUCAUGGACCCCGACGGAGACCAUGAUGAGUCCAGUAGGCUGUUCACGUUUGAAGUCUCCAAAACAAAUGAGCAGGAGGAGGCCGUAAAGUCGCGCCAAGGAUUCAACGCCACCUCCAAGCAUAUAACCAUGCCCCAGCCUCACCAAGAUACAACAGUGGACGUCGAACAGCCGAAGCCUGAAUUGAUGCAUGGUGAGACGACCCAAGGGUUCAUGACCGUUGCAUUUCAACCCGGCAGGCUCAAUGCGGAGCCAAUGGGAAACCAAUCCAUAACUCGCGUCCAAUUGGGCAGUUACCUGAAGAGCGAUGCUUUACUGAUCUGCGAGGGUCUGAAUGCCGAUGCACUAAAACUUCUGAUCGAUAAUGGCAUCCGGGAUCGUUUCCGACAACAGUGUGAACAAUUUAGGCAGCGAUCCACAGCUAUCUCGUCGAAUAUUAAAUCUAGCAAGGAGUCAGAGGAAAGAAGAAUGAGAGGGGACUUGAAGAGGGGGGAGCCUUUUCUAGUUAAGGUUUUUCACCAGGCUUUGGUCGAUGCUAUCAUCGAGAAAUUUCCUACCUUCACUCACGAAUCUUUCCCGUGUUCUGCGCAGUGUGGGCAGGAUGGCCCCACGGCUUUAGAUUCGGUCAUGGCUGGCGUUGCUGGUACCGUCUCUUCUACCUCCGCUAUCGAUCCCUCUCUGCAUUCCACUAGAAAUGAACCGGAAAGUAAUUCAGGCCGAAAUGAGCUUGAUACUCUCAUUGCAUUAUACCCAGACAUUGGGGAAGAGUUUCGUCGUAAAGCGCAUUCAGAGAAAAUCAGCUCUCGACACUUCAAAGACAGCAAAGAACGCAUCUGCAUUGCCUGGAAUGUCCUUCGCGACUAUCCUGAUAUGCCGAAGGAAACCCGUGACAGGUCCAUCGAUAUCAUUCUCCACGAGGAUAUGUCACACGUUAGGGCAACCGUCAAGUUUAUUAACAAAGGGAACCCUCCGCACGAGAAGCCCAAGGGAUUUGUAAACGCUUUGUGGGGUAAAGUCAGCACCACCGUCGUGUCUGACCUGGAUACGCAUAUCUUCGGUAAAACGUUGAAAGAAGCAGACACCAAUUCCAUUAGCGACGCUCAGUUCCUCGUGGAGUUGGAGGAUGUCAAACCAUCCCACAUCAUGGCAAAAAUUGCAGCCGAAACUAAAACAGACGUUCUGGAGUACUUUAGGUCACACGUGACGAAGCAGACUCGAGCUUUGGUGCAUUUUGCACUGCACAUACAAACCGAUCAAUGUCUACUUCAGGUUCAGAGAGAAGCUGCUAGUCGUGAAGAGGAACAACUUAUCGAGUUACGGAGGGAGUUUAUCCAUGAAAUCAACGACCUUUCGCAAACAGGGCAGCAUUCGCACACUUUUGUCAUCAAUUCCGCCGAGGAGACACGAAAGAAUUACCAGCUAACAGCACAGAUAUACGUCAAUGGCAGAAGGGAAUAUUUCCAGGAUCCUGUAUUUGAAUUCUCUGUCCACCUCAUGCAGUUAAUGGAACAUGAUCAACAUUCCUUGAAAAUGGAUCCUACCAUGAUUCCCUCACCGAAGUUUACCGGCAGGCAGGCGUACUCGUUCAACUUGCCUCUUGGGCAUUCGGUGGCGAGAGCACAACUUCUUUCAGGCGAUAAGAUCUUGCUCGCAACGACUGAUCGUUCUGGGAACCUGAUGGUGUAUCUAGAAAGCCUCACCGCUCUCGAAGGCGCCUUGAAGCAGGGUCGCGGGAAAAGGCUGAAUCGCGAUAAAAUCGGCGAUUUUAUUCUAGCAUUUGACGAGUCAAAACGAGUGCUCAGUGUUGUCGCCAGAGAGAAGCUUUUGUUGCACAUCUUUGUUCACGACAACACCCGUAGUUUCCAAGGUUCUGGCAGCGCGAUUAACUUGACUCAGUGGUACAUCGAAGGAGUCACCAUCAUUCAUGCAUGCUUCAUAUGUGGUAGCGAAGAGCUACUGCUUGUCGAUUCAUUGGCACAAGCCAGAAUAUACUCUCUGACAACGAUGCAGUUCAGACCUGCCACCCUUAAUCUGAUUCAGAUCCCUAAGGCAGUUUACUCGACUCCAGAUGGUUCUUGCUUAAUUGCUACUCACGCCCGUGGCUCUGACUUGAUGUUGACCGCCUAUCAUUGGAGUACCUUCGGCUCAACAGAUGGCGUUCCGCUCGAGAUUCCGGACCUUCCCUCGGAUCAGCCGCUGCUUUUGACUUCUUUGAUCAAGAGGAGCAUAGUCCAUCUGGUUGCGCUUGACAUCGACUCGAAUUCUUGCCGAUCAUUCGCUCUCGACAUCACUCGUAAGGUAACGGAGUUUACCUUCAAAGAGAAGGGCGUCCGAGGAGGGGGAACUCAAUCGGAGAACGUCACUGCCCACAAUUGUCUCAUUGAUUGUCACGCCGAAGUGUGGACACGUUUCCCGGUUCUCUCCGCCGUUCAGCGAGAGACGAUCACAUCAUCCAGUAACAGAUGCCCGCGAACAUUGGUGUUUAUUACCGAUCGGGACCAUCCUAUGUUCUCGCCGCACUUCCACGACCUUAUUUUCAACUUUGAAAGGACGUCAAAGAAGCCGACGGGAACUAUUCUGAAAUCAAUGGUUGUCUCUGCAACUACAUACGGUGCCCUGUCCAAGACUCUCUUCGAAGGCGAGAAGUGGAGCGUGUCGGAGUUCAGAGCUGGGGAAUGGCUGGUGGAUAUCCUCUGCCUCAUUCCAAUCCACAUCGCAGUAACAAGGGAGAAUCGAUUCAUUCCACUAAAGGACGGUGUAUAUUCUACCGAACUCGAGAAGUCCCUCCUCGGCGCGGAUGUUAACCGCAUUGUCGAUCACCUGUCUUUUGGUUGGUAUGAAUCUUUGUUCCAGUCAUACAUGGCCAAAAAGCCGGUCAAAGUUGUGUCAUCCAUGGGUGAACAAUCGGUGGGAAAAAGUUUUGCUUUGAACCAUCUCGUGGACACAUCAUUCGCUGGAUCAGCCAUGCGUACGACAGAAGGGGUCUGGAUGUCGGUGACUCCGACUAAAGAUGCUCUUGUUGUUGCUUUGGAUUUUGAAGGUGUUCAUAGUAUUGAGCGUUCCGCUCAAGAAGAUACAUUACUCGUCCUGUUCAAUACUGCAAUCUCUAACUUGGUGCUAUUCCGGAACAACUUCGCCUUGAGCCGGGAUAUCACAGGCUUAUUCCAGUCAUUUCAGUCAAGCUCGACCGUCCUAGAUCCAGCGUCUAACCCGAGUCUAUUUCAAUCUACGUUGGUGAUCAUCAUCAAGGAUGUCGUGGAGUCGGACAAAGCAGAAAUUACUCGGGAGUUCGCCCUCAAGUUUCAGCAAAUAGUCCAGGACGAACAAGAGGCCAACUUCAUUUCUCGCCUUCAUGCCGGGCAGUUGAAUAUCAUACCUUGGCCGGUGAUUGAGUCGCAGGAAUUUUACAAGCUGUUCCCAACCCUCAAGCGUCGAUUGGACAAACAAAAAUUGACGCAUAAUACAGCAGGGGAGUUCCUUCAUGUGAUGAAGACCUUGAUGGCUAAGCUGAAGGCAAACGAUUGGGGCGCUAUGUCACAAUCGAUGGCCUCGCAUCGAGCACAACUUCUUUCAGCCAUGUUGCCCAAUGCUCUGGCAUUUGGACUUCAGGAGGUUAAUCCUGACCCGGAACCUUUGAAGAACCUCGAUGACGACAUCCCGAUUGGGACGCCAGAUUCUUCGUCUGAAUUUUCAUUGGCAGGGGGGUCGCAAUCUUCUUCUCGCGAGGCUGCUCUGCAAGUCUUGUCUCAUGCAUGGGGAGACUAUGAUUCUCGUCAUCACAUGCCGGAGGAUCUUUGGAUUGAGAAUUUGACCGCUCACAUCGACAGCCUGGUCAAUUCGCGCAUCGCCCACGUUCGCGCGUGGAUAUCGUCGAACGUCGCUCGCUUCCAAAGCGGGCAAGCAAGCAUUGACGAGCUCAUGAGAUCGUUUGAAAGCACAACAGUAGACUUGAAGAGCAACUUGCAGUUGUGCAAGCUGAAAUGUGGAAGUUGCGAGCUGCUCUGUAUUCAGAGCAGACUGCACGACGGACAGCAUAAUUGCCAGACUUCACAUGCUUGCAUACGUUCUUGCGAUUUCUGCGCGACAUCCGGAGAGACUAAGGCUUGCUCGAUGUUGGCAGGACACCCAGGAAAUCAUAUAUGUGUUGUUAAUGCGCAUCUCUGCGGUCAAGUUUGCAAACUCUUUGGGAGACAGGGAUGUCUGGAUGAGUGUACGAAGGUGAUUGGGCACACUGAAGACGAUCAUCUAUGUGCCGCUACUGUGCAUGCCUGCGGUCAGCCCUGCGAUCUGUCAAAGCUGAGGUUGGGUGACGGAUCUACUCCACCUUGCCGUGGUACUUGUGGCAUUCCAAGUGACAUGGACCAUGACCAGCACCAGUGUGAUGCUCGGCUUUGCUCUUUCCCCUGCCAACUUUGCAAGAGACUUUGUGCCAAUACAGAACAUCUUCACGGCUUGGAAGACGACGCUAUUCAUCUCUGCGGGGAGGAGCAUUCGUGUUCCAUGCAGUGCACUGCCGAAGGCAUCUGCGAAAUUGAGACUGCGCCCCAAUCAAUCGAGGCGACGUUCACUGGAAGGCACGAGACGUUCCAGUACACGAAGUACUCGCAAGUGGCCAAGCGACUGAGAUGUGUGAAGCCGGUACCACCUGGCCUGGUGGCUCAUAAAGGUCCUCACAAUCACAGUUUGGACAAAAAAGUGGUGCAUUUCUGCAGAGCGAAGUGUGAUCACUGUGGCUACUUUUGUACAUUGCCGCUUGGUCACCCGCAACAAGAGCAUGAAACUAGACAUGGUUCGAUGUCUUCUUCACGAUGGGCAGUUGAUGGCCCAGAUGAUACGGGUCUCGAGGUCGAAGGCCGUCGCUUCUCUUCAAAUGAUGAGGGUGCGCCGAUGAUGUGCAACCUUGUCUGUCAGGCAUUGGGCCGCCACGUCCACAUCGACUACUGUCGCGCCGUGGAUGCCGCCGCUUGCAGAGGGAGCAACGAGGCUCAGCAUAUCUCUAAGCGAUUAUUGCCUAACCCGGAACGUGCUAAGGACUUCAUGACGCACAAUCUCUUCUGGCGGCGGGCCGGCUUCAAAGACCCUUAUUCUCGGGAGGAGCAAGCAAAUUUCGCCAAGUGUGACUCAAUGUGUAGUGGCCCCGAGCACACUGCUGCAACUGGAAAUACUGCUCAGCCAUCCUAUUGCACUUUGCCUUUGUUUCACCCGCCGAUGGAUCCUAACAAUGCCCAAGUCGGUUUAGGAUACGUUUCUAAUGAUGGACAUGUUUUCUCAUGCAGGAACCCCGUGAUUAUGCAACAAGCAUUCCAUGUAAUCUUUGUGGCUGACAGAUCUGGCUCCAUGUCCUCUGGUGACAGACAUCCCCUUCCGAACACGCCUGCCUCAGACAGAAUUGUGCGACGCUCUAACAACCGGUUUGGUGCUGUGCUGUCUUCGCUAUAUAGCUUCUGGUCUGCCCGUGCUGCAGCAGUUGGUGGUCAACAAGCAGCCCGGCGCGACUCAUACAGCGUUAUUCUUUUUGGUUCUUCCGUUACGAAUGCCUUCGUAAACGACUUCGUCAGUUCUCCAGACCAAUUGCUAGACGCCGUUUUGCAGUAUAGCUGCAACGGAGGCACGAACUUCACUGCAGCAGUUCAGCAGGCUCAAUUAGUCAUGGAACAGCAUUGGAGCACAGAGAGGUCCGUCGAUCUUUCCAUAAACGCGUCUAAGAUCUCCAACAUUACUCUCAGGACCCCUGUAAUCAUAUUUUUGUCGGAUGGCGAGUGUAGUAUUGCCGAUCAGACUGUUCAAGAUCUGUGCCGCUCCGCGGUUCGUCUUGGCAAAGCAUUGUCUUUCCACGCAGUAUCAUUUGGUCCAGAUAGAUCCUCUACCACCUUGCGAAGAAUGACUCAAAUUGCAAUUGACAUACAGAACAACGCCCCAAGAGAUCCUUUGGCCCCACCAGCAGCAACAGUUGCGUCUUCAUAUACGCAGGCCUUGGAUACGGUACAACUCGCCGAAACGUUCCUAGGAUUUGCAGAAUCGCUCAGGAAGCCGAGGGGGUCUCUCAUACAUUGAUUGAAGGAUGCGUCGAGAUGACAGAGAAAAGAACGACGUUUAGCGGUGACAGCAGUACCGGUGUAAUGUUAUAUUGUAGUGAUGCUAUGAAAGUCGAGCCUGUAUGCAGUAUCUGAUACGAUUUACUCCCCAAGUUCUGGGAAAGCAAAGCAAAGAAAUAAAUGAACUCAGAAGCGUACCACAAGCG